This is a messenger RNA of Coniosporium apollinis CBS 100218, 2085 nucleotides long. RefSeq lists its product as uncharacterized. The coding region runs from base 1 to 2085 and encodes 694 amino acids. The record is from RefSeq and is a predicted model, not a curated record. The transcript has 3 exons. NCBI's taxonomy places the organism in Eukaryota, Fungi, Ascomycota, Dothideomycetes.
AUGGCCAGCCACGGCCGGAGCAAUACGACAGCUUCGUUGGCGACUAUAGGGAGCAAUCAGGAACUCAAACUCAGCAAGAUUGACGAUGUGGACGAGUCGCACGGGUCCAGGCAACGCAACAGCCUGAAAGACCGGUUCAAGUUGCUGCGGAUGCAGGAGGAGGCCGGGGUGGCCAUAGUCGACGACGAACACGAACCCAAUGGCGUGCAAGGCGGAGCUCUGGCGGGGCUGAUAGGCCGCUCAGCCAGCGUUGGUUUCGGCGUGGGGUCUCCGGCCAGCUUCGCAGAAGAGAAAAGGGAUGGGCACCCGCCACCAGCCGCCAGACGUGCCUCCGGGACAUAUCUUGAAAAGCCGGUGAGGCAACCAUCGAUCAACCACAAUCUAGCGCCAGGUACCGCGUCUGGGAUCUCUGCUGGACCGGCUAGCGAUUCGGCGCCUCCGGUCGAUUGGGAUCUCUGGCAGUCAGUUGUGUACGAGGGACCAGCAGCCAUCGCGAUGACAAGUUCCGAGGAGCUCAACCGUGCAAUCGCCGGCGGCAUCCCGCAAGCCAUCCGGGGCGUUGUUUGGCAGGUGCUUGCGGAAAGCAAGAAUGAGGCGCUUGAAGGCGUCUACCGGGAUCUAGUGUCUCGCGGGACUGAUAAGGAGAGGCCGCAUAUGCCGAUACCAACACCGAGUGAAACUAGUACCGUCAAUGGGAGCAUCAAGGAAAAGGAGUCUAUUGCUUCGUCGGCAUCAUCAAUACAUUCAGAUCACUCCACGCCCGCGACAAGUGCAAACGCGUCUGUAGGCCUGCCCGGCUCGCCUCCGCCGCAGGACGGCGGUGGACCGGAGGGAAUGGCCAAGCUCGGUGAGGAAAAGAAGAGGAGGGCGAAAGAAGAAGCGGCUGCCAUAGCCAAGCUCGAGAAGGCAAUCAAGCGGGAUCUCGGCGCUCGCACGAGUUACUCAAAGUACCUUAUGUCUGCCGGUCUCCAGGACGGGCUGUUCGGCAUAUGUAAAGCAUACGCGUUGUACGAUGACGCUGUAGGGUAUGCACAAGGCAUGAAUUUCAUCGCAAUGCCCUUGCUCUUCAAUAUGCCCGAAGAAGAGGCCUUCACCCUCUUCGUCCAACUAAUGCGCAAAUACAACCUGCGCGACCUCUUCACGCGAGACAUGCCGGGCCUGCACCUCCACCUCCACCAAUUCUCGCGCCUCCUCGAAGAUUUCACGCCCGCGCUCUCCUCCCACCUACACCGACGCGGCGUAUCCCCCCAGCUCUAUGCAACCCAAUGGUUCCUAACCCUCUUCGCGUACCGCUUCCCCCUGCAGCUCGUCCUGCGCGUCUACGACCUCGUGCUCAGCGAAGGGCUUGAAAGCGCAGUGCUAAAAUUCGGCAUCGCGCUCAUGCUUAAGAACGAGGACACGUUGAUGGCGAUGGGCGACAUGGCGGCCCUCACGACGUUUCUUAAAGAGCGGCUAUUCGAUGCGUAUAUCGAUAAGGCGCCCUCGGCCAGCAGCCUGCUGGAUUCGGGCUUCUUUGGGAGCGCGGCUGGGGGCGUGGAUAAGGAGGUUUACCGCGCGGAUGUGUUGGUACGCGAUGCGUGUGCGGUUAAGAUUAGCCAGGAGACGCUGAGGGCAUAUGCGGCGGAGUGGAGGGAGCUGAACCGCGUGGAGAAGGAGAGGGAGGCGGAGCUGGAGGGGCUGAGGGCUUCGGUCGCUGCGCUGACGGCUAAGGUGCGGCAUCUCGAGGAGGAAUCCGAGCGCCAUGCCCGUGAGCACGUGGACCUAGCAUCGGAAAUCGUAAGGACCAAGAUUGCAAAUGAGAGCCUCAGCGACGAGAAUGAGGUCCUGCGGACACGUGUGAGCGAGCUGGAGAAGAUCGUCGAGAGCCAGCCGGAAGAGGUUGAGAGUCGCUUGCGAGAGGAGAUGGAAGGGGUCAUGCAGCGGAACAUCGUUGUGCACAACGAGAACAGGGCGCUGGAGGAGCAGCUGGGAGAUAUGGAGAGGGUGCUUGUGGAGACGAAGAUGGAUUAUGCGCAGCUCAAUGCCGAUCACGAGACGCUUAAGCAGAAGUGGAAUAACAUUUCUGCUAUGCUGAAUAGCCAAUAG